AUGAUCGGUGAUGUUGUGUGUUUGACCGGCUGUCCUCUGUCCCUCCGUAGGACGCUAUGCAGACCUGCAGCUGGAGUUCUCAUCUGCGGUCCGGACCAGCGCCGAGCAGAAGGAGCUGAUCCUCAAACUGGAACACGACCUGAGCACCAUCCAGACCAUGUCCUCCCUGUCACGCCCUGAUGCUGAGGUUAGUCUUUCACCUCCCUGACCCUUCACCUCCCUGACCCUUCACCUCCCUGACCCUUCACCUCCCUGACCCUUCACCUCCCUGACCCUUCACCUCUCUGACCCUUCACCUCUGACCCUUCACUCUCUGACCCUGCAGCACCACCACCAGCCUGGUGGCAGUCUCCCCAUCACUGGGAUGCACAUAGGGCCCUAUUCAGAUGAGAGAAGUUGACUUAACAUGGACUUGAGUCCGAAUCGGGCCCUAAACCCCAAUGACCCCAUGUCUAAUCCGUUCUUAUUACUGUAAAGUAUUUAAAUGCACUUUAGAUAAAGAUUGAUUUAAUGUUUUCUCCACCAGGGGGCUGACCUGACUAGCAUGAUUGACAGCAUCCCUGAGCCAAUCAGAGAGGCCACUGCCAUGUUUGCAGGUAUGUCGUAGGAGCUGUUGUGUUGUGUGUGUGUGUGUGUGUGUUCUGCUGAGUGUAUCUAACGGUGCUGUGUGUGUGUGUGUGUGUUCUGCGAGGUAUCUAGGCGUGGCCCGGGGGUGGUUGGCCUGAGUGUAUCUAACGGUGCUGGUGGGUGUGUGUGUUCCUGUGCCGUCCCUCCCCAGGCCUAGGCGUGGCCCCCCAGGGGGAGCUGCCUCAAGGCCAGAUGGACUCUCUCCUCUCCAUCAUCUCCAGCCAGAGGGAGAGGUUCCGCUCCCGUAACCAGGAGCUGGAGGCUGUGAGUCCCUCUCGUACACAACUCAUACACAACUCAUACACAACUCGUCACACACACUCGGACUUUCCUAACCCCCUUUCCCGUCUCUGUGUCCUCCAGGAGAGUCGUUCCAUGCAGGUGACCAUGCAGGCCCUGCAGAGUGAGCUGGACAGCCUGCGUGCCGACAACAUCAAACUCUACGAGAAGAUCAAGUUCCUCCAGAGCUACCCUGGCAGAGUGAGUAGCCGGCUGGCCGCCCGUCACUUCAGAAGAGCAGGGGUGUAUUCAUUAGUCGCAGAUCAUUUAAAAAAAAUGUGGCCUAUUGAUAAACGGUUUUGCAUCGGAAACCGUUUACCUUUUACUCUAGGACCCAAACGGACGCAAACGGGGAGGGACCUACCUGAAUCUAUCCAAUAGAAACUUGUUUUCAUUGCAAAAAGUUUUUCAUUUGGAAUAAACGGUUUCCAUUGCAAAACGUUUUUGCAACAGACAAAACGUUUCGCUACAGUCUGCGACUAAUGACCCCCCCUGUUGUAGUGUUGUUUUCUUUUGACUGACUUCCUGACUGACUGUCCCUCUGUCUCCCCCUACAGGCUGGGGGCAGUGAUGACACGGUUACAGUGCGUUACUCCUCCCAGUACGAGGAGAGACUGGACCCCUUCGCCUCCUUCAGCAAGAGGGUGAGGAGAACCACACACACUUUAGGCAGAUUGUGUAUUUGUCAGUAUGUGUUCAUGUCUGCUGGCCUGUAGUAUUGUUCUUGUUGAGACUCAUCAUGUGUGUGUUUACAGGAACGCCAGCGCAGAUACCUGAGCCUCAGCCCCUGGGACAAGGCUACACUCAGCCUGGUGAGACACACACACACACACACACACAGGGUCUGUAUGUACAGUGGGGAGAACAAGUAUUUGAUACACUGCCGAUUUUGCAGGUGUCGCUGGGCAAUAUGGACUUUCAGCUCCCUCCAAAGAUUUUCUAUUGGGUUCAGGUCUGGAGACUGGCUAGGCCACUCCAGGACCUUGAGAUGCUUCUUACGGAGCCACUCCUUAGUUGCCCUGGCUGUGUGUUUCGGGUCGUUGUCAUGCUGGAAGACCCAGCCACGACCCAUCUUCAAUGCUCUUACUGGGGGAAGGAGGUUGUUGGCCAAGAUCUCGCGAUACAUGGCCCCAUCCAUCCUCCCCUCAAUAUGGUGCAGUCGUCCUGUCCCCUUUGCAGAAAAGCAUCCCCAAAGAAUGAUGUUUCCACCUCCAUGCUUCACGGUUGGGAUGGUGUUCUUGGGGUUGUACUCAUCCUUCGUCUUCCUCCAAACACAGCGAGUGGAGUUUAGACCAAAAAGCUCUAUUUUUGUCUCAUCAGACCACAUGACCUUCUCCCAUUCCUCCUCUGGAUCAUCCAGAUGGUCAUUGGCAAACUUCAGACGGGCCUGGACAUGCGCUGGCUUGAGCAGGGGGACAUUGCGUGCGCUGCAGGAUUUUAAUCCAUGACGGCGUAGUGUGUUACUAAUGGUUUCUUUUGAGACUGUGGUCCCAGCUCUCUUCAGGUCAUUGACCAGGUCUUGCUGUGUAGUUCUGGGCUGAUCCCUCACCUUCCUCAUGAUCAUUGAUGCCCCACGAGGUGAGAUCUUACAUGGAGCCCCAGACCGAGGGUGAUUGACCGUCAUCUUGAACUUCUUCCAUUUUCUAAUAAUUGCGCCAACAGUUGUUGCCUUCUAACCAAGCUGCUUGCCUAUUGUCCUGUAGCCCAUCCCAGCCUUGUGCAGGUCUACAAUUUUAUCCCUGAUGUCCUUACACAGCUCUCUGGUCUUGGCCAUUGUGGAGAGGUUGGAGUCUGUUUGAUUGAGUGUGUGGACAGGUGUCUUUUAUACAGGUAACGAGUUCAAACAGGUGCAGUUAAUACAGGUAAUGAGUGGAGAACAGGAGGGCUUCUUAAAGAAAAACUAACAGGUCUAUAAGAGCCUGAAUUCUUACUGGUUGGUAGGUGAUCAAAUACUUAUGUCAUGCCAUAAAAUACAUAAUUAAUUACUUAAAAAUCAUACAAUGUGAUUUUCUGGAUUUUCUAACAUUUUUUACAUGCAUCUUUUUGGAUUUUUUGUUGUUAUUCUGUCUCUCACAGUUCAAAUAAACCUACCAUUAAAAUUAUAGACUGAUCAUGUCUUUGUCAGUGGGCAAACGUACAAAAUCAGCAGGGGAUCAAAUACUGUUUUCCCUCACUGUAUGUGUAUAUAUGAUGGAUGGAUGGAUGGAUGGAUGGAUGGAUGUUUUUACUGCUCUAGGGAUAUCAUUAUUGUUUGGAUAACCUUAUUUACUAUUAUGAAUUGAUUUUUUAUCUUAAAUGUUUUCACUGUUUAUGAGAUGCGCACUGCAGAGAACACCGGAAGAAAAAUUAUAAUGGAAUUAUCACAGUGAAUUAUUGUAAUGUUUGUUUGUCAAUUAAUCCCAUAAAGGAUGGGUUGCCAACUGGCGAUUUGACACGAAAAUAAAAUGUAAUUAAUUAAUUCAUGGUAGUAAUUCACCCAUGUGUUUCAGGGUCGUGGCAUUCUCUCCAACAAGAUGGCCAGAACCAUUGCUUUCUUUUAUACCCUCUUUCUGCAUUGCCUGGUCUUCCUGGUAUGUAACCUUUCACCUUUCACCUCCCACCACCCCAUUGGCCAUUCAGAGAUGUCAGUGCUGAUGUCAUAAUGUGUGUUUGUAUGUGUUCUCAGGUGCUGUAUAAGACUGCCUGGAGUGAGAGCAUCGGUCGAGACUGCUCUGCCUUGUGUGCUAAGAAGUGAGUGUUUCAUUCUGCCUUCCUCCCCGGCUAGCAGAACAGCGGUGUGCGUUUGGGAUAUCAGUUAGGCUUGCCUCUAAUUCUCUCCAUCUCUUCUCUUCUUCUUUCAAUCCCCCUGUCUGCCUGCCAGAUACUCGGAUCACCUACAUCGUUUCCAUGAGAACGGGGACAACCUGUGA
Molecule: messenger RNA, 3815 nt
Organism: Coregonus sp. 'balchen'
Lineage: Eukaryota; Metazoa; Chordata; Actinopteri; Salmoniformes; Salmonidae
Source: the annotation of a GenBank genome assembly